Molecule: messenger RNA, 522 nt
Organism: Spea bombifrons (plains spadefoot toad)
Lineage: Eukaryota; Metazoa; Chordata; Amphibia; Anura; Pelobatidae
Gene: FGF22
Product: fibroblast growth factor 22
Exons: 4
Coding region: 1-447 (148 amino acids)
Biological process (GO): regulation of cell migration; positive regulation of cell population proliferation; positive regulation of gene expression
Cellular component (GO): cytoplasm
Molecular function (GO): fibroblast growth factor receptor binding; growth factor activity
Source: RefSeq, a predicted model, not a curated record
AUGAACAUUGACAAUCAGAGCCAGCCUGUUUACAACUACAAACACCUGGAAGGAGAUGUCAGAUGGAGACGUUUCUAUUCUGCUACCCACUACUUUCUGACCAUUGAUCAAUCAGGCCAUGUGAAGGGAACACGGAGGUUCUGCUCCGACAGUAUAUUCCAAAUCUAUUCAGUGAGUGUGGGGAUAGUUGCAAUAUAUGCUGCUGACAGUGGGCUGUAUUUAGCCAUGGACAAGCAAGGAAAAGUAUAUGGUGCGAAGGACUAUGGUCCAAACUGCCAAUUCCAAGAGCGUAUUGAGGAGAAUGGAUACAAUACCUAUGCUUCAGUAAAAUGGCAUUACCAUAAACAUUCAAUGUAUCUGGCAAUCAGUCUCAAAGGCCAGGCAAGAAGGGGGAGACGGACUCGUUAUACUCAACCAUCAACACAUUUCAUACCCUUGUCUGUGUGAUUCCGUAGAAGAGGACACAACCAUCUUGCCGCUUUUCUUUGUUACUUGAUAUAACCAUAUACUUUUUUUCACUUG